AUUACUCCAGGACUCCUCGGGCUCCGGAGACGCCAUUUUCCCCCUUGAUAUCUCUCUCCAUAAAUCGGUGGCGCGGCGGAGGCGGCCGAGUCGGGCGGGAAGCGCGGGGCCGGCCGGGGCGCCCGCCGCUCGCCGCCGCCUCCGCGCGCCUGGGGGCCCCGGCGCCCCCAGCGCUGGCGCGGCCAGCUCGCGGCUCGCGGUUUGACAGAUGCUCAUCGUCAUGGAGUUGCCGCAGCAGCACCUUUGGGGGCUCCGGCGAACGACCGGAGCCGGAAUCUGAGCAAGCGCCCGGGCCAGCGGAGCCGUAGCCGCCGGGACAUGGUUGCAGAUCUGAUCUCUUCUGAACACAUCAUCGUGUCUCCAUCCCUGGGACUCUGAAUCCAGCCAGACCACUUUGUUGUUGGAAUUUUGGUUGUCAUCUCUUUUUACCUUUCCCUUUUCCCUUCCCCCCACCCCCUUCCUGGGAACUCCUGAGGACUGUAGGAUUGUCAUGGAGUCCAGGGAAAUCUUAAGCAGCUCCCGGCAAAGAGGGGGCGAGUCAGAUUUCUUGCCUGUCUCCUCCGCCAAGCCCCCGGCUGCUCCUGGCUGUGCAGGAGAACCUUUGCUCCCUGCUUCAGUACCUGGGAAGGGGAUCCCCGUGGGCGGAGAACGCAUGGAGCCGGAGGAGGAAGAUGAACUGGGCUCAGGGCGGGAUGUGGAUUCCAACUCCAAUGCAGACAGUGAGAAAUGGGUGGCAGGAGAUGGCCUGGAAGAGCAGGAGUUUUCUAUCAAGGAGGCAAACUUCACAGAGGGAAGUCUGAAGCUGAAGAUUCAGACCACAAAGCGGGCUAAGAAACCCCCGAAGAAUCUGGAGAACUAUAUAUGCCCACCUGAGAUCAAGAUCACGAUUAAGCAGUCUGGGGACCAGAAAGUGUCCCGUGCUGGGAAAAAUAGUAAAACUACGAAGGAGGAAGAACGAAGCCACUCCAAAAAGAAGCUCCUCACAGCCAGUGACCUUGCAGCCAGCGACCUCAAAGGAUUUCAGCCACAGGCUUAUGAGAGGCCCCAGAAGCACUCAACUCUCCAUUAUGACACAGGCCUCCCACAGGACUUCACCGGUGACACCUUAAAACCAAAGCACCAGCAAAAAAGCAGCAGCCAGAACCACAUGGACUGGUCCACCAACUCUGAAAGUGGACCCACCGCUCAGAAUUGCUUCAUCAGUCCAGAGUCUGGCAGAGAAACUGCAAGCACCAGCAAGAUCCCAGCUCUUGAGCCCGUGGCUUCCUUUACAAAGUCCCAGGGUAAGAAAGGCAGUGCAGGGAGCACAUGGAGUCAGUUGUCCAACAACAGCAAAGAUCUGCUCUUGGGGGGUGUGGCUCCAUCCCCAAGCAGCCACACUCCACCAGCCCCACCCAGCAGCUCUGCUGAAUGCAAUGGGCUUCCACCCUUGGUAGAUCAAGAUGGAGGAGGUACAAAGGAGCCCCCAGAACCACCUGCUAUGAGCAGCAAGAAAAAGUCCAGUAAAAAAGAUGUGAUAAGUCAGACCAUCCCAAACCCAGACCUGGAUUGGGUCAAGAAUGCCCAGAAAGCAUUUGACAACACAGACGGGAAAAGGGAAGCCUACUCUGCAGACAGUGCUCAAGGAGCAUCACCAGCCAGGCAGAACGUGAGUUCCGUUAGUAAUCCAGAAAGCGACCCAAGUCAUGUCCGGAUUACUAUCCCCAUCAAGGCACCCUCUCUAGAUCCAACUAGUCAUAAGAGAAAAAAGAGACAGUCCAUUAAAGCAGCAGUGGAAAAGAUUAUCCCAGAGAAAGCCCUGACUUCCGGAAUUGCUAUGAGCAGUGAAGUAGUUAACAGGAUACUUUCCAACUCUGAAGGAAAUAAGAAGGAUCCCCGUGUCCCUAAGUUGGGUAAGAUGAUAGAGAAUGAGUCCUCUUUGGCUGGUCUUGAAACUGGUGGAAAUAUCGAGAAAGUUGUCCCAGGAAGUGUCCCCAAGCCACAUAAGCCACCGAUGGUCAUGACACCUCCAACAUGCACAGAUCACUCUCCAUCGAGAAAGCUGCCGGAAAUCCAGCAUCCGAAAUUUGCUGCAAAGCGGAGGUGGACGUGCAGUAAACCAAAACCCACCAGUAUGCUUCGAGAGGCAGUCAUGGCCACUUCUGAUAAACUGAUGGUGGAACCCCCGUCUGCGUACCCCAUCACCCCAUCUAGCCCUUUGUACACAAACACAGACAGUCUUACUGUGAUCACGCCAGUCAAAAAGAAGCGGGGACGACCAAAGAAGCAGCCUUUGCUCACAGUGGAGACGAUUCACGAGGGCACCUCCACCAGCCCUGUCAGUCCCAUCAGCCGAGAAUUUCCUGGCACUAAGAAAAGAAAGAGACGACGCAAUUUAGCGAAGUUGGCCCAGCUAGUGCCAGGAGAGGACAAAGCCAUGAGCGAGAUGAAGUUUCACAAAAAAGUUGGAAAACUCGGGGUGUUAGAUAAGAAGACCAUCAAAACUAUCAAUAAGAUGAAGACGCUCAAGAGGAAAAAUAUCUUGAACCAGAUUUUGUCUUGCUCCAGCAGCGUUUCUCUGAAGGCUAAAGCUCCUCCGGAGACCAGCCCCGGGGCAGCAGCCAUUGAAAGCAAACUGGGCAAGCAGAUUAACGUCAGCAAGAGGGGAACCAUCUACAUCGGCAAGAAGAGGGGCAGGAAGCCAAGAACAGAGCUGCCACCCGCAUCCGAAGAACCCAAAACAGCCAUCAAGCACCCAAGGCCUGUUUCUAGCCAGCCGGACGUUCCAGCCGUGCCUUCCAACUUUCAGUCACUCGUGGCAUCUUCACCAGCAGCUAUGCACCCCCUUUCAACACAGUUAGGUGGGUCACAUGGCAACCUGAGCCCUGCCAGUACCGAAACCAAUUUUUCAGAAUUGAAAACUAUGCCAAAUCUCCAGCCCAUCAGUGCUCUUCCAACCAAAACCCAAAAGGGAAUUCACAGCGGGACCUGGAAGCUGUCUCCACCCCGGCUGAUGGCCAACUCCCCUUCUCACCUCUGCGAGAUUGGCUCCCUGAAAGAAAUAACGCUGUCCCCCGUGAGCGAGUCCCACAGCGAGGAGACGAUCCCCAGUGACAGUGGCAUCGGGACAGACAACAACAGCACGUCUGACCAAGCAGAGAAGAGUUCGGAAUCACGACGGAGGUACUCUUUUGAUUUCUGCUCCUUGGAUAACCCGGAGGCCAUUGCAUCCGACACCAGCACAAAGAACCGGCAUGGCCACCGGCAGAAGCAUCUCAUCGUGGAUAACUUUCUGGCCCAUGAAAGCCUCAAGAAGCCAAAGCACAAGAGGAAACGGAAAAGCCUGCAAAACCGUGAUGACCUCCAGUUUCUGGCAGACCUGGAGGAACUCAUCACCAAGUUCCAGGUGUUCAGGAUCUCCCACCGGAGUUACACCUUUUACCAUGAGAACCCCUAUCCCAGCAUUUUUCGGAUUAAUUUUGAUCACUAUUACCCGGUGCCAUAUAUCCAAUAUGACCCGUUGCUCUAUCUUCGUAGGACUUCAGACUUGAAGUCAAAGAAGAAGCGUGGUAGGCCUGCAAAAACCAAUGACACCAUGACAAAGGUGCCUUUUUUACAAGGGUUCAGCUACCCUAUUCCCAGUGGAAGUUACUAUGCACCCUAUGGAAUGCCUUACACAUCAAUGCCUAUGAUGAACCUUGGUUACUAUGGUCAGUACCCAGCUCCUUUGUAUCUAUCACACACACUCGGAGCAGCCUCCCCGUUCAUGAGGCCAACGGUGCCACCACCUCAGUUUCACACGAGCUCCCAUGUCAAGAUGUCUGGUGCAGCUAAGCAUAAAGCAAAGCAUGGUGUACACCUGCAGGGACCCGUUGGUAUGGGUCUUGGUGACAUGCAGCCGUCCCUGAACCCUCCCAAGGUAGGCGGUGCCAGUCUGUCCAGCGGUCGGCUCCACAAGAGGAAACACAAACACAAGCACAAGCACAAGGAAGACCGGAUCCUAGGGACCCAUGACAACCUGAGCGGUCUCUUUGCAGGCAAAGCCACAGGCUUCUCCAGCCACAUCCUGAGUGAGCGGCUGAGUAGUGCAGACAAAGAGCUCCCACUGGUGAGUGAGAAGAACAAGCAUAAGGAGAAACAGAAGCACCAACACAGCGAAGCUGGUCACAAAGCUUCUAAGAGCAACUUCGAGGUGGACACCCUGUCGACGCUGUCACUUUCUGAUGCUCAGCAUUGGACACCAGCCAAGGACAAAGGUGACUUGAGCAGUGAGCCUGUGGACUCGUGCACCAAAAGGUACUCUGGCAGUGGUGGGGAUGGUGGCAGCACAAGAUCAGAGAACCUGGACAUAUUUGGUGAACUGACCCCUUCGAGUGACAAGUGGGACAGUGACAUGAGUGGAAGUAAAAGGAGGAGCUAUGAAGGUUUUGGGACAUACAGAGAAAAGGACAUCCAAGCCUUCAAGAUGAGCCGCAAGGAUAGAGGUUCUUAUGACCCCGCCGUGUCUCCAGGAAUGCCAAGUCCCCACUUAAAAGUGGACCAGACAGCAGCACACAGUAAGCACGAGGGCUCAGUGUCCGCCAUGAUGACCAGGAAGAAGCCGGCUGCAGUUGACAGCGUUGCAAUCCCACCAGCCCCCGUGUUAUCUCUCCUUGCUGCGUCUGCAGCAACAUCUGAUGCAGCCAGCUCCUCCCUGAAGAAGCGAUUCAAGCGGCGCGAGAUCGAAGCCAUCCAGUGCGAGGUGCGGAAGAUGUGCAACUACACCAAGAUCCUGUCCACCAAGAAGAACCUGGACCACGUGAACAAGAUUCUGAAGGCCAAGCGGCUGCAGAGACAAUCAAAGACCGGCAACAACUUCGUCAAAAAGAGGCGCGGACGGCCCCGGAAGCAGCCCACCGCGUUCGAUGAGGACUCCAGAGACCAAAUGCCGGUACUGGAAAAAUGCAUCGACCUGCCCAGCAAAAGGGGCCAGAAGCCCAGCCUGAGCCCGCUUGUGCUGGAGCCCACCGCCAGCCAAGACAGCGUCAUGGCCACCAUCGAAGCGGUCAUCCAUAUGGCCCGGGAGGCGCCGCCGCUGCCCCCGCCGCCGCCGCCCCUCCCCCCGCCGCCGCCGCCGCCGCCGCCGCCGCCGCUGCCCAAGGCCCCCAGAGGCGGAAAGAGGAAACACAGGCCCCAGCCUCCCGCCCAGCCCCCGCAGCAGCCGCUCCCCCAGGAGGAGGAGGUGAAAGCCAAAAGGCAGCGGAAAUCCCGAGGGAGCGAGAGCGAGGGGCUUCCCUAGGGCGGGUCUGGGCUGUGCACCUGGGGCUGGGGGAACUGACACCAUGGACGUGCCGGGAGCCGGGCGGGGCGGAACCCCCGCUGCAGGGACAUCGACGCCCUUCUCUCCAGAAGUGGGCAGGCAGGUCGGGCCAGAAGUCGGGGUGGAGACAUCAGGAGCUCUUGGGAAAGUAAAGCAGAGGGGCGCCUUCUGAAAGCAGUUGUCUGCGCUUUACGGCGGUUCCCAGCCUAGUGGGUCUAGAUCCUUUACACGAGAGCCAGCAGCCCCGGCCAGGAGGGGAACGCCCGUGGUGCUCUCUGCAGGCCACCCGACCGCCCACAGCCAAGGUGCGCCCUCCUUUCCAAUUCACUUGCUGGCCAGGAAAAUCGAAAGGGAAACACUGUCAAUUAGGAAACAUUCCGAGGGGAGAAAAGUUGCAAAUUGCUCAACUGGCAUUGCUAUAACCCAUUUCUACUUAAUUGGUUUUUAUUUAUUUCGGUUUUCAAGCUCUGUUAGGCUUUGGGAUACCAACAUGAUUUUCAGGUGACCUGAAUCUUUCCCUUCACAGUUCAGUUUCUCAGAGGGAAUUGUGUGAUCAGAAGGUGGAAUUCUAGUGAUAGGCGACCUUACACUUGAGUUCAUGUUCUCCUGUAUGCUUCCCUAUCUCACAUCCGCUGAUUUUAGCAUCGUCUAUUCCUACUUUUCCUUUACCCAUUGUACUUCCAUACACCUUUUCAUUAAAGUUCUUACUGCCUUCUUUUUCAUGGUACACAUCUAAAUAAUGUAACCCUUACCUGUGCUAUAAAGUUCACCUUUGGCAUGCUGUCCCAAGAACCUGGCUUUGAAUCCCAAUCAUUGUAUCUUAGAUAAAACAGGUACUCAGUAUUAAUAGAGCCUUUUUAAUAAGUAACUCAGAGCAGCCAAGAAUUUGUUGACACAGGUGUCAACCACGUUAUUUUUAUACUUAAAACAUAUCAGCAUAGCAUAAGGAAAAUAAAAUGGUUUUAAUAUCCCACAGUAAACGAAAUAACUGACAAAUCGCCAAAAACUGAAACUCCAGAUCCACCAGAAAGACAAGUGUCUAGCAAUGCCUUGGUACCUAAUCUUUUUCAUACAAAUAGUUGUCAGAAGUUAGUGAAAAAGGGAAACAAAAAGACAAUACAAGAAGUCCAUUAUCUCUUGAUAAUUAUUUCUUAAAAGCAAAUGGGAGUAAGUGUUCUUAUCUGAAAAAAAAAAGAAAGAAAAUUCUCAAAGGGUAUCACCACUCCAAUUAUAUCAAGCCACUUUGGACAAGUAUCCAAAUUGUGGUUGCCUUAAUAAACUAAAACAUUUUUGUACAUAAUGUAAUUAUAAAUCUAUCAGUCUGCAUGGAUGCAAACUGUGUGUGACAAAUCGUCUUUUAAUGGUCAAUUUCCACUGUACAUUCCUCAUCCAAGUUGUACUCUAGCCAUUGGUUUAGCGUGGACAGAUAUUCCAUCUCUAUUAUCCUUCUCCACAGCCCAAGUAAAAUAUGUUAAGAAGACUCAAAAUGAAUAUGAAGAUACUCCAUUUUCAUAGAUGUUUUCUAAAAGUCAGAUGUGGAAAUUUCAAAUAAGUAUUUUCAAUUUCCUCCCUCACUCCUCCCUUUCCUUUGCCCAAGACAUCAAACACCUGGCAUGGUAGAUUCUAGAAAGCAAAACACUGACGGAGAGAAAUAAAUUUUCUGAUGGGAAUUAGAAUAUCUGGUUUACCUCCAAAUUAAGGCAAGUUUACAGGAAGUUGGGACCAGCUGGAAAUUGUAUUAUCUGUUCAGAACACAAUAUUAUUUCUUGAGAGAGAGAUGGAUUUUUGUUGACAACAUAAGAGAAUAAGUGAUAGGGUGUCUAUGGGAGUAAAUUUUAAAAUACCAAGUGAAUAUGUUUGCAAACAUCACUGCUUCGUCAUGGCACCAACAGUUGGUUGAAAUUACCCAAAUAGUCAUUCUAUUCUGCGCUGUCAUCAUGGAGUGGUCACUAGCUCAGUUGCAUUUAAUCCUGCAUUCCCCUGUACUUUAAAGCUUAUAUUCUAGAUACUCAGUUUGUGACCUGGUUUGACCUUUGACAUUUCACACAAGUUGAACAGCAAAAUCAAAGCAGCCAUUUCUAAUUUAUCAUUCUCAAGCCAUGUCUGAGCAGUUCCAAAGUCACCUGAAAGGAAGGUUUAAAUUAGCCCCUCUCACCCCGUAAUUGCUGUGAAACAGCAACCAUUUUCUUUCCAAUUAAGUCAUAUAGAAGUUUCUCUUCUUCUGAGAUUUUGAAAUCAUUUCCUUCUUUGUUUCUUUCUCACUUCUUUCUUGCUGUGUUAUACCAUCGCCCCAACCAAGUCUAUAAAUAGGAUAAAUCUUCUUGCAGAAGUGGAAGAGCUCGUACUAGGUAAACUUCUUAAAAGAGGACCCAAGGUUUAAUUGGUAUAAAUAUCUAGUAGGUGAGAAAUUCUAAAUAACUUUGGGAUAUGUUAGAAUUUCCAAAGAAAUGAAAGAUAUUCAAGGAGAAUUAGUGGCAGGGUUGCAAUUUAUCCAUAAAUUCUGCUCUGCAGUUGCCAUAUGGAUUAACUAAGAAUCCUCUACAUAAACAACCCUAGGAAUAAAAUGGAAAACUGCAGAGGAACAAAGCUGAGGCGUGCUAAACAGCUGCUGGGAAGUAGGAGCAAGUCAGGUUCCCUACACAGCUUUUUAUGCCCACCACCCAGCUCUUCCCUCAGUAUGACAUUACGGUGUUUUUUCUUCUACUAUUCAUUAACCUAACUCAUCUCAUCAGUACAACUAUUUCUUUAUUCUCUAAGUACCCAAUUGAUAACUUCUCCUUUCCUGUCCAGGCUCAAAAGUGGGCCAGUGUAAUUUCACAUCUAGUUGGUUACAGAGCCAGAAAACCCAGCUCCCGGACCCAGAUUACAGAGAUCUCUAGCCUCUCUAGCCUGGCUUCCCACCCCCAAGAGAUCAUUUGAAAUGCCCAAAAUUCCAUAUACAGCUCCACAAAAUAUUUUAUACUGAGAGAAACCCCUUCAUUUUUAUUUAUUUUUCUUUUUUUUUCUUUUUCUGGAAUACUUUCUUUAGCAAGCAGAUGUGGACCCAUUUAUAAGGAGUCUGAUGAAUGAUGAGAUGGGAUGAAAUCGAGAUAUAAAAGCCUCCUUGAAGGUGAUGAUGGAUCUUUUGUCUACCUUACUAAGUCUCUGGGGGAGCCAUUGCUUUUCACGCCCUCAAAAUUGGAGUAACAGAGUUUUAACUUCCUCAGAUAGCCUGGCUCUAGCUUACACCUAAAAGAAGAAAGGUUAAAGAAAAGAAAAGCAGGUCAGGGGCUGGUUUGUGACUUGGCAGGACCAAGCUCCAGCAUCCCCUGACAGCCCAGAGAAGGUGACUAAGAGCUGGCAGAAGAUUAGCGUGUUAAUUUGGCUGCUGGAUGGAGGGAGAGCCCAUGUUCAAUGGCAGUCAGAAUUUGUGUUCUGCACAUUGCAGGGUCUAUCAAUAUGAUAAGCAAGUGGUGACAGACUUAUAGUAUGAGGUGAUGUACUACAUGCAGAUCAUAAAGGAUUUGGUUUUAAGACUUAAGUAGAAAAUCCCACUCCUAGCUUAUUACUCAAAAAUAUUCAAAUAAUGAGCUUUUGGAGAAUAUUUUUCCCUAUCACUAGAAAGAUUUACCUGGGAACUGUCUAAAGUCUAUACAUAUAUAUUCCAAAGCCUUUAAAUACCAACUGUAGCAUGGAGAGAGAGGGGUGGCAGAAGCUGAAAUGCCUCAAAAGCCAUUUAAGUGUUACGUUGCAGGAUUUCAGUCCUCGUUAUGUAAAAGUAGAUAAAUAUAGACGUUAUUCACAACACUACCCUGGGGUAUCACAAUGGUCCAAAUGCCAGAGCUUAUAGAUAAUGUCAUCACAGUGCCUAGAAACUCAAACUGUAAUAUACCAUAGCAUUUUCUUGGUGUUUCUUAAAGUUUCUUUCCAUAAUACAAAGCUCCCUCUGCCUCUUGUUUCUUGGAGAGUUCACCCCAGUGAUGAGUCUUCCGUCCCUUUUGGACUCAGUCAUUUGGGAAACAGUCUUAGAAGCACAUAUCAACCAAGGAAGAAACUUCCUGGAUAUCUAUUGCCCACUUGCCCAGGUAUAAUAAACACUAAAGAGGGGAAAUUGAAAAGAGCUGCCCACUGUCAACAUGGAAGGGCAGUUCCACCCUAGGUUGGUGUCUUUCUUUUUCUUCCUUUUUAUAAAAAAAAAAAAAUCUAUUUCUUAAAUAAUAAUAAAUGCACAUGAUGUGUUAAAUAUGUACAUAUAUAUUUCAAAAGAAAAAAUGGGGCACAAGAUUGUCUUACAAGUCGUGCUGGCUAAUUUUUAGUUUGUAUUCAUAAGUGGUUUUUAAAAGCCUUUUUUAAAGUGUAAUUUGCAUGUUCUACUUUGAUUGUAUGUAAACAUAUUUUAGAACAAAAAAUGUAUUUGUAUUUUAUUGAAUAUAGAGGCAAGAAAAAUUGUACAUUGUUCGAAAUGUUCUUUUUGUAACAGUUUUUAUUCAUAAAGCAUUUUUGUACAUUUAAAAUGAACAUGGACUUGCUGUUAUUUGAGGCGUAGAUACAUCUGGCAUGCUGACUGUCAUGCUCCUCCAUGGUCUUAGAUGUUGGGUUUUAAACAUUUUUUUCUAAAAGAAAGCUCAGUCUUUUUCGCUACCAGAUCAGGUUAGCACAGUAUAGAGCACUUAACUAUUAAAAAAAAAAAAAAAAAAAAAAGUUAAUCCUAUUCAUAUGUUAUUCAUUGUGUGGAAUUAAAGACAUUCAAUUCAGUCUAA
Messenger RNA from Nycticebus coucang (slow loris), 10017 nucleotides. RefSeq names its product SET binding protein 1 (gene SETBP1). Gene Ontology annotation, molecular function: DNA binding. The transcript has 6 exons. The coding region runs from base 491 to 5257 and encodes 1588 amino acids. Lineage: Eukaryota; Metazoa; Chordata; Mammalia; Primates; Lorisidae. The record is from RefSeq and is a predicted model, not a curated record.